Molecule: messenger RNA, 1928 nt
Organism: Lacerta agilis (Sand lizard)
Lineage: Eukaryota; Metazoa; Chordata; Lepidosauria; Squamata; Lacertidae
Product: dimethylaniline monooxygenase [N-oxide-forming] 5-like
Exons: 10
Coding region: 271-1872 (533 amino acids)
Molecular function (GO): N,N-dimethylaniline monooxygenase activity; NADP binding; flavin adenine dinucleotide binding
Source: RefSeq, a predicted model, not a curated record
UUGCUUCCCUCCGUCCAAUUGGAGCAAACAGCUGGGAGGGACUGUUGCUCAAUGACACCCUUUAAAAGCUCUCUUCUCUCCACCCUGCGGAAGAAUUUCAGAGUGGAAGACGUGGACUAGGCAGCACGGUGAACCCUUGGGCUAUUGCUUCAUCACAUCUCCAGUCUUCACAGGGGGAUUUUGUGGCUUCCUGGUGCAGAAAUUGUUGCUGGUUUGCACUAGAAGAGAAAUAAGCCUAGCCCUCACAUUUCUGAAAUUGCGAAACCGGCCAUGGCAAAGAAGAGAGUUGCAAUUAUAGGAGGUGGCUCCAGUGGACUUUGUAGCAUCAAAUGCUGUUUAGAUGAGGGCCUAGAUCCUAUAUGCUUUGAGAGCAGUGAAGACAUUGGGGGGCUCUGGAGGUUCAAGGAGAAUCCUGAGGACGGACGAGCCAGCAUCUAUAGAUCUGUCAUCAUCAACACCUCCAAGGAGAUGAUGUGUUUCAGCGACUUCCCCAUCCCAGACGACUUCCCCAACUACAUGCACAACUCCAAGAUUAUGGAUUAUUUCCGGAUGUACGCCAAGCACUUUGAUCUUCUGAAGUAUAUCCGUUUCAGGACUAAGGUGUGCAGUGUAAAAAGGCGCCCAGACUUCUCUAGCACUGGCCAGUGGGAUGUUGUCACGGAGACGGGUGGAAAAGAAGAAUCAUCCGUCUUUGAUGCAAUCCUGGUUUGCACUGGGCAUCACACAAACACACAUCUGCCACUGAACUCCUUCCCAGGCAUUGAAAAGUUCAAAGGUCGCUACUUUCACAGUCGUGAUUACAAGAGCCCAGAUGAGUUUGCCGGGAAAAGAGUAAUUGUGGUUGGCAUUGGGAACUCAGGCGGGGACCUUGCUGUGGAGAUAAGUCGUGCGGCACAACAGGUCUUUCUCAGCACUCGCCGAGGGGCAUGGAUACUGAAUCGUGUUGGGGAAGGAGGCUAUCCAGCAGAUGUGGUACUUUCUACUCGGUUUAACACGUUACUGAAGAAGUGCUCAACCAUGUCCAUGAUAAAUCACUGGUUUGAGAGUCAUUUAAAUGCAAGGUUCAACCAUUCUCAUUAUGGCCUGAAACCUAAACACAGGGUUUUCAACCAACAUCCAACCAUCAACGAUGAGCUUCCAAACUGCAUCAUUUCAGGGAAAGUGCUGGUGAAACCAAACAUCUGUGAAUUUACUGAAACUGCUGCUGUCUUUGAAGAUGGCUCUAAGGAAGACAAUAUCGAUUUUGUUGUCUUUGCCACAGGAUACAGUUUCUCUUUUCCCUUCCUUGGAAACACUGUGAGAGUCAUUGAGAACCAGACAGCCCUGUAUAAAUUUGUCUUCCCCCCUCACUUGGAGCAGCCCACUCUGGCAAUCAUUGGCCUCGUGCAACCCCUGGGUGCCAUCAUGCCCAUUUCAGAGCUGCAGGCUCGCUGGGCAGCCCGCGUCUUUAAGGGACUUGCUAAGAUACCAUCAACAAGUGGGAUGAUGUCGGAUAUCACCAGGACAUCAGCAGCAAUGGCUAAACGGUAUGUGAAAAGCCAACGCCACACCAUCCAAGUGGACUAUAUUGAGUACAUGGAUGAAUUAGCUUGUCUGGUGGGGGUCAAGCCCAGUGUAUGGCCUGUGUUUCUUUCUGACCCCAAACUGGCCUGGGAGCUUUUGUUUGGACCAUGCACACCCUAUCAGUACCGCCUCGAAGGACCAGGGAAAUGGGAUGGAGCCAGGAAAGCCAUCUUGACGCAACACGACCGGAUCCUGAAACCCUUGAGAACAAGGCCUGUGAACGAUUCAAGCAGCAACACCUUCGCGCCUCUGUGGAUCAAGCUGCUUGGCCUUGUGGCUCUCUUUGCUGCAAUUUUUGCUUAUUUUUAAAUGCUGAAGAACAACAUUGUUUAAUACAAAGAGGAAUCCCUCAAAACAAAUACCGG